UCUCGUUAACUUGCCAGUAUAGCAUGCUGCUUUUUCCAUGUGGGCAUCUGUCGGGAAGAGUUUUUGUCUGAAGCUUUGAUCAGCAUCUCUUCAAGAAUUGGACUCAUGUCUUUAUGAAGCUUUGAUCAGCACAAGAUAAUGGCAUCCCUUUCCAGCCAACCAUCAAAGACUGCCAUACGCAGCGCUGCGGGUUCUAUUGGCUCUCAUGGCAACCGGAAUUCAAGCAGGCCAACUGUUAAAUUUGCGAGACGAACUUCGAGCGGGCGGUAUGUCAAUCUGUCGAGAGACGAGCUUGAUAUGUCGGGAGAGAUAUCAGGGGACUUAACGAACUACACUGUGCACAUGCCUCCUACACCGGACAACCAGCCCAUGGACUUGUCUGUGGCGGCUGUGAAGGCUGAAGAGCAAUACGUUUCAAAUUCUUUAUUUACUGCAUGUUCUAUGCCGGCUUGUGAUGGCCAGAUUAUGAAGGAUGAGAGGGGAGCUGAUGUACUCCCUUGUGAUUGCAGGUUCAAAAUUUGCAGAGAUUGCUACAUGGAUGCCCAAAAAGAAACCGGUCGAUGUCCAGGUUGCAAGGAGCCAUAUAAAGUCAGGGAUUAUGAGGAUGAUGCACCCAAUUUUUCAAGCGGGGUAUUCCCAUUUCCAGCCCCAGAUGGCCUUAAAAGGGAUGCUAGUAAUAUGUCGAUGAUAAAGACAAACCACAGUGGAGAACUUGAUCACAACCAGUGGUUGUUCGAGAUGAAGGGUACUUAUGGAGUUGGCAGUGCCUUUUGGCCUGAAGAUGACACAUACGUGGGUGAUGAGGAUGAUGGAUUCAAAGGAGGUGUAAUGGAAUCAAUGGAUAAGCCGUGGAAGCCCCUAAGUCGGAAAUUGCCAGUCCCAGCAAGCAUCAUUAGCCCUUACAGGUUGCUGGUCUUGGUUCGGCUCGUUGUGCUGUGUCUCUUCUUGCAAUGGAGAAUAAAACACCCAAACGACGAUGCAGUGUGGCUGUGGCUCAUGUCAGUGGUGUGUGAGAUAUGGUUUGCCUUCUCUUGGCUCCUUGACCAGAUUCCCAAGCUCUGCCCCAUCAACCGUUCAACUGACCUACAAGUCCUUCAUGACAAGUUUGAUAUGCCAUCACCAUCUAAUCCCACUGGUCGCUCAGACCUUCCUGCCGUCGACCUGUUUGUCUCCACAGCUGAUCCUGAAAAAGAGCCACCUCUAGUCACUGCCAACACUAUCCUUUCAAUUCUAGCUGUUGAUUACCCAGUGGAAAAGAUUGCAUGUUACAUUUCUGAUGAUGGAGGUUCCCUCCUCACCUUUGAGGCUAUGGCUGAGGCUGCAAGUUUUGCCGAUUCAUGGGUUCCAUUCUGUCGAAAACAUGGUAUUGAGCCAAGAAAUCCUGAAAGCUACUUCAGCUUGAAAGUUGACCCAACCAAGAACAAGAUCAGGUCAGAUUUCGUGAAGGAUAGGAGAAAGAUCAAGAGGGAGUAUGACGAAUUCAAGGUCAGAAUUAAUGGGCUUCCAGACUCGAUUAGGAGGAGAUCAGAUGCAUUCAAUGCGAGGGAGGAAAUGAAGAUGUUGAAGCUCAUGAGGGAGAGAGGGGCUGACCCUUUGAAGCCAAUUAUAAAGGCCCAGAAAGCCACAUGGAUGUCGGAUGGCACCCAUUGGCCUGGCACUUGGUCCAUCCCUGCCAGUGAACAUUCCAAAGGUGACCAUGCAGGAAUUCUUCAGGUGAUGCUAAAGCCCCCAAGCAAUGACCCAUUAAUGGGAGAUGCAGACGACAAGAUCAUAGACUUCACAGAUGUGGACAUACGCCUCCCCAUGUUUGUAUAUGUAUCACGUGAGAAGCGGCCAGGAUAUGAUCAUAACAAGAAAGCCGGCGCAAUGAACGCCCUGGUACGAACAUCAGCUAUCCUAUCCAAUGGCCCAUUUAUUCUCAACCUUGACUGUGACCACUACAUAUACAACUGCCAAGCUAUCCGUGAAGGAAUGUGCUUCAUGAUGGAUCGAGGUGGCGAGAACAUCUGCUACAUUCAGUUCCCACAGAGAUUUGAAGGCAUUGAUCCUUCUGACCGCUAUGCCAAUCACAACACCGUCUUCUUCGACGGCAACAUGCGUGCCCUUGAUGGUGUGCAGGGCCCAGUUUAUGUGGGAACUGGCUGCAUGUUCAGGAGGAUAGCACUGUACGGUUUUGACCCACCACAACCUGAAAAUUUUGCUGAAAAGAUCGACUCUGAGACAGAGGCUUUGAGGCCAACGGACUUCGAUAAUGAGCUGGACGUGAAUCUACUGCCCAAGCGUUUUGGAAACUCUACAAUGCUGGCUGAAUCAAUACCCAUAGCUGAGUACCAAGGUCGCCCCCUUGCUGAUCACCCUGCAGUCAAGUAUGGAAGACCUCCCGGUGCUCUCAGAGUCCCACGUGAGCCACUUGAUGCUGCUGCAGUUGCCGAAGCGGUCUCCGUUAUUUCUUGUUGGUAUGAGGACAAGACAGAAUGGGGCGACCGGGUGGGAUGGAUUUAUGGCUCAGUAACUGAAGACGUGGUGACAGGCUACCGCAUGCACAACCGUGGAUGGCGCUCAGUCUAUUGCAUCACUAAUCGUGAUGCAUUUCGUGGGUCAGCACCAAUUAACCUCACCGAUCGACUUCACCAGGUGCUUCGCUGGGCCACUGGCUCCGUUGAGAUUUUCUUCUCUAGAAACAAUGCCUUACUUGGCUCCAGGCGCCUCAAGUUUCUCCAGCGUAUGGCUUACCUAAACGUCGGCAUUUACCCUUUCACCUCUGUGUUCCUCAUUGUCUAUUGCUUCCUCCCUGCACUCUCACUCUUCUCUGGACAGUUCAUAGUUCAAGAUCUAAACACCGCCUUCUUAAUCUACCUUCUCAUCAUAGUAGUAUGCCUCAUCGCGCUGGCCAUCCUAGAGGUGAAAUGGUCCGGUGUGGGAUUGGAAGAGUGGUGGAGGAAUGAACAGUUCUGGCUCAUUUCUGGAACAAGCUCUCACUUGGCUGCUGUGGUCCAAGGCCUUCUCAAAGUGAUUGCAGGAAUUGAAAUAUCUUUCACAUUGACUUCCAAGUCUUCAGGAGAGGACAUUGACGAUAUCUAUGCUGACUUGUAUCUUGUGAAGUGGACCUCAUUGAUGAUUCCACCAAUUGUCAUUGCAAUGCUGAAUAUAGUAGGGAUUGCAGUUGCAUUUUCAAGGACCAUUUACAGCACGUCCCCUCAAUGGAGUAAGUUCAUUGGUGGAGCAUUCUUUAGCUUCUGGGUGUUGGUACAUUUGUAUCCUUUUGCCAAGGGUUUGAUGGGGAGGAGAGGGAAGACACCAACUGUCGUGUUUGUUUGGUCAGGUCUCAUCGCAAUUACACUUUCCCUGCUCUGGAUUGCUAUUAACCCGCCUAACGGAAGCUCGACGCAAGGCAUUGGAGGAGGUUUUCAAUUCCCAUGAUGAACUUAAUGAUCACAGUUAUAAGUGAAUCAAAAAGGUUUAGUGACAAGAAACUAUAUGAUAAAACCAACAAAUUCUUUUUUUUUGAUAAAUAAUGACAAAGAAGGUAUGUAUAAAACCUACAAA
Molecule: messenger RNA, 3546 nt
Organism: Alnus glutinosa
Lineage: Eukaryota; Viridiplantae; Streptophyta; Magnoliopsida; Fagales; Betulaceae
Product: cellulose synthase-like protein D4
Exons: 6
Coding region: 139-3420 (1093 amino acids)
Biological process (GO): cellulose biosynthetic process; plant-type primary cell wall biogenesis
Cellular component (GO): plasma membrane; trans-Golgi network
Molecular function (GO): mannan synthase activity; cellulose synthase (UDP-forming) activity
Source: RefSeq, a predicted model, not a curated record